Messenger RNA from Adineta ricciae, 438 nucleotides. NCBI's taxonomy places the organism in Eukaryota, Metazoa, Rotifera, Eurotatoria, Adinetida, Adinetidae. The record is from the annotation of a GenBank genome assembly.
AUGCUCGGAUUUGUUGUUUAUUAUAUCAUUCCAACGGCACCGCCAUGGUACGUGGAAUUGUAUGGAUUUGAAUUCAAUAUCAAAGCACGUGGCAAUCCAGCAGGUUUCAUACAUUUCGAUGAAGUCACUGGUUUGAAAAUUUUUUCAUCAAUGUAUUCCAAGAAUGCCAAUGUAUUCGCUGCUAUUCCAUCUCUGCACGCUGCGUAUCCGUUAAUUACUGUACUCUAUGGUUCAUUGAGUAAAAAGCUCUGGUUACACAUUACAUUUGUUAUAUUUACCCUCUGUGUUUGGUUUUCGGCAGUUUAUUCUCGGCAUCAUUAUGUAUUAGAUGUCCUCGCUGGUGGAAUGUGUGCUAUGUCCGCGUUUGUACUCUAUCGUAUCCUAUCUCGUGUUCCAGCAGUAAAUCGAUUCUUAGCCGCGUACAAUAAAUUAAUCUAA